AGCCCAUCGCCAACGCACCCGUGUGCUCGCUACACUGGACCAGGGAGUCGGGGGGUGGUGCUGCCCUGCGAUGUGAAUUGCCUCCGGGCCCGCGGUGCACUGACUGACUGACUGAGCGACCGACGACCUGCUCGUAGGCUGUGCCUCAGGCCCGGCCUGGAAAAGGAGGAAGACAUAAUCUCCCCCAGCUCGCCGUCGAUGCGUCAACGCGACCAUCCAGCCAUACGAACGCAAGCCUCACUUCUGCCCAGCAGCAGCCCUCCACCGUCUUCUUAUGAUGCCCACCUACCUCCCGUCUUCCCGCCGCCGUCUUACCAGAUCGAAUUCCCAGUGCUACUGAAUCCAGGAUGGCCUGUAUCUUCGGCCCCGGUGGAUCCUCGCCUGACGAGAUGAGCCCAAGGAUGCCGGCUGCUACAUCCCCAGAUCUCAUAUUUAGCGAAGGCGAAGAAGGAGAGCAGCGGCCGACGACGAGACACUCGCAGCUCUCUACAUUCGAACGUGUUCUCUCGACUCAUCCGCCCAUCCUCGAAUCGUUCCUCCUACAGACCCCGACUGAAUCUAUACUCCAACUCUACCACACCUCCUCAUACCUCCGGUCUUUCCUCAAAUCAUACCCGACAGCAUGGCAGUAUCUCUCAUUCCGACUCCUUUUGCCUUCCAGCACGCAGGUUCGCCCGCUGGUUGGAGCCACAGACUCGCAGGGAAACCAGCGCCAGUCCCGACCCUACGCACUCGACCAAUUACUACUUCACGUCAUCGUACCCUUUAGCCCUUCUCUUCGCAGUCUAGACCUGGAUAAUACUGCUGUAUCGGGUCAGAACCUCAUUUCGAUCGUCCUUAGCGCACGCAGGGAUACGCUCGAGCACAUCUCUGUCCGAGGAUGCAAAAACGUGUCUCUCAAGUAUCAUAUCAUUCCUUACUUGACCAUGUUUGGGCUUCAAUAUGAUACAGAAACCACAAAUCCGCUCAGCCCUUCGUCAAAAGUCAAACGUCUUGCAAUCAAAAGCCUCUACACCUACCGCUGUCGCCACCAUAGGAGACGCCCGUAUCUAACCUCGUCCCUUCUUAGAAGAGACUCGGACUCAGAACCAACACAUGAGCUCGUCAAUCUUUGCCAUAAACUUGGUAUAUGGACCGAUACUGCUUGGUGUACUACUCCUGCUGGGCGUUGUUUCCGAAGACGAGGCUAUGUGGCCAUGAGGGUACCACAAGGCAGUCCUGAAGUGUGGGUUGUGUUCGACCGGCUAUGGAGGUCCAAGAACUGGAUUGGCGCAUCUGGUGACAGCAAUGAGCCUCCGAAACGAGACGGCCGCCUAUGGGAACAUGACGAAACUGGCCAUUCUGGCGAACCUCUGGGGACUCCUGGUGCCCAGAAAUACGGAGAGGGAAAGACAGUCCCAACUCACCUGCGCAGUAGUCACAAACGGUUCGUGGAAGACAUAAAAUGUGAUGCUUGUCUUGAAAAGAUAUAUGAAAGAUGUGAGCAAUGCAGCGUCCUGAUGCAUUGUGUUGGAUGCCGAAAAACUCUCUGUUACAGUUGUGCAUACGAUACGCCCUACCCAAGAAGAAAGACGGCGUCUGUUAGUGAAUCAGCGGAAGAGACAUUUUGGUGGGCUCCGGGAGCCGCCAUCUCUCCAUGUGCGAUGCAGGAGCCUUUUCAGCAAGCCAUUGGUCCUAAUGCGGUCAACAACCAGAAUGGAAUGGCCAACUCCCCCGUUUACCCAAACCUGAAGCUACACUGGUGCUGCACUGAACCAAUUUUCACUGGCGGUGGUGGAAUAACGCUUGGAGUCGCUGGUCGUGAAGUUGACAGGGUACGAGCGGCUCCUCUUCCCCGUGGGCAAGGGUGGGAAGACCCGGAGUACUCAUCGAAUGAAUGGAGCAAAAAUUUCCCAAAGUAUGCAUAUGGAGACCCGAAGAAGCCCGACUACACUCUUGCCGAAGGUCACACUGAGAUGAUGCGUUGGCUACUAGGCCCAUCAAGUUGUCAAGUUUCAAGCUGCCCGCGUAAUUUGUGUCAAGACUGUUUUGACUCCCCCCAAUGGAAAGUCCAUUGUAAGAGUUGUUCAAAGCCCUUGUGCAUGGAACAUGACUUACGGGGGUUGCGUCUUCGAAUAUGUGGUUAUCGAGACCUUCUGCUUGAAAAACUUGCUAUUGGGGAUGGACGGACACCUGCCUCGUCUGCCGCUUCGGCAACUUCUCCUGCCAGGCCUGCCUUGUCUACUUCGGCCUCGUAUGCGCCUCUGAGGCUUGCUCCCCCUGAACAGAGCCAUGGCGGCGCUUCAAGCAGCAGCAACCCUCUACCAAAUGAAACAAACUCUUCAAUUCCAGCGACGGCAGCUAUGACAGCCAGUGACAAUCAAAAUGCUGACCCUGCCUCUUCCUCGACUUCUAACAAUCAUACCCGUUCCUCUACACCCGCCUCUGUUUACUUUGAAGCAGCACCGCAGUCGCGUAAAUGGCUUGGCUGCCAGUCGUUUUUCUGCCCACAGUUCCGAGCUGCCGGAGAUCACCGUCAGCGUUGUACAAGCGUAUUGAGCGAAUGUACAUCUUGCUCUGUCCACGUCUGCCAAGAUUGCGUCGACGAGAACCCGCCAUGCACCUGCUCGUAUUGUGAUUUGAACUACCUCUGUCCAAACUGUUAUGUGACCAAGGAGCAGGAUGGAACUUGUCGCCGACUCGAGGAGGAACGUGCAAGACGAGAUGAGAAACAGAAACGCGACCUGGAGAUGUUUGAAGUUGCUCUCGAACGCAACCUUGCAAACGAAGUUGCCGGGUAUGCAGGACAGUUCUUCAGUCAAGUAUACCAUACUGGAGAGCCCGUUCAAAUGUCUGAGCAGCCGACAGAGGCCGUUGGUGAAGCACCUCCCCCGUUAGCUCAACUGGACGCGGCCACUAAUAGUCAUCCCCCAGCCCAGCCAGGUGCUUCUCAGCAUACUGCCGCUUAUGAUGACGAUGACAACGGUCCGGCCGGUAGUGGGUCAGAACAUACUGAAAUUCUGGGCGAUGAUGCUUAAUCUUGUGCCACUUCACUCUCGACUUCAACUUCUCAUCACGUCUUGUGGUACAGCAAACCCUUCACGGCAUUGCCAUCUAUCAUACCCUAUCCUAUCCAUUUACCGAUCUUAGCCAUCUUCUCAAAUUUUCCAGCAACUAAUUGUCUGCUUCAUCAACGACCACUCGAGGUACUCGCACUUUCUUUUUCAUUUCAUUUGUUACGCCAAGUUGCUUUCUGCUUUUUUUUUCCUAACGACUCUCUGUCUUUCACCUCCUUGCAAAGUGGGUUAUUUCUUAUAUUCGGCGAAAGGAAACAAAUUUUCGAGUUUAAGGGGAACCGGGGCUUCUAGCAGGCAUUUAGCGAUAUGGUGUUCUCAUUCCUCAUUUCAGUCCUGUUACUGUUGUCCUACCAUUCCUGUCUAUCGAUGUUCUUUCAAAUCCACAGAUGUUUUAUUAUCUUCUAGUAAAGUAUACUUUGUCGAUAUAUAUAUAGUUAUAUGUUCUUUCCUAUGUUCUUUCCUAUUCAUUUCACGGAGCAUUGCUAGUCUU
Molecule: messenger RNA, 3546 nt
Organism: Trichophyton rubrum CBS 118892
Lineage: Eukaryota; Fungi; Ascomycota; Eurotiomycetes; Onygenales; Arthrodermataceae
Exons: 1
Coding region: 348-3017 (889 amino acids)
Source: RefSeq, a predicted model, not a curated record